CCAACAUAUCGCUACUUGAGCCUCUUUGAUUGCCAGGUAUCCACGCUCAGCGAAUAAAGGGUAACUAUGUCUUCCCGACGCUCUCGCUCGCCCGGCAGGGACAGAUCUCGUUCAGAUUCGCCAGAACCUCAGAACCGCCUUCCGGGAGGCGCGGAACCUAUCUCAGAGCAGGACUAUUUCUUGAAGAGCGCAGAAUUUCGGGUAUGGCUGAAGGAUGAGAAACGCAAGUACUUCGAUGAGCUGACGGGCGAGAAAGCACGAAAGUAUUUCCGCAAAUUCGUCAAGGACUGGAACCGCGGUAAACUAUCCAAGGAUCUCUACGCCGGGAUAGAUCCCACCGCCCUCCCUGCGCAGUCCCAGACGGCCUACAAAUGGUCCUUCGCGUCCUCACGCUCCAAAGCCGAACGUCAAGCCCUCGAAGCCACCCGUUCCGAAAUCAGUGCCCUCACCAAUAAUGGGAGCAACGGUGCCUCCUCCGCCCGUAUCCAAGGCCCUUCCCUCCCCGGACGUUCGAUAGGCCCUACACUCCCCUCGUCCUCCGACCUCACACUUGCAAGAGAACUACAGGAGGAGGCGGCAUGGGAGGAGAAGUCGUUGAAGAGGAAGAGAGAUAAACGGGAGGCGAAGGAGAGGGAUGAGGAUGUGAAUGGGCCGAGAGAGGUGGGGAGGGAGAGGUUGAUGGAGAAGAAACGGGAGAAGAGGGAGGGCGAUAAGGCGUUCAGGGAGGCGAGGGAGGAUGCGGGGCUGGAGUUGGAUGAGGGAACGUUGAUGGGUGGUGGAGAUAGCUUUCAGGAUCGGAUUCGACAACGAGACGCAGCACGAAAGAGGUUCGAGGAGAAGAAACGAGGCCCGAGAGAUGAUAGGAUGGCCGAGACGAGUGAGAGGGUUACAGCGAUACGCGAGAAGGAUAAGGCGACGAUGGAUAUGUUCAUGCAGAUGGCGAAGGCGAGAUACGGGUAAUGGCUCGCUCUCGUUUCCCGAAGACCGUUGGCCAGAGCCUGUUCUCCUCGCCCAACAAGAGCAGCUCGUGUCCACAAUCAUUGUCGCCGGAGCGUGUGGGACUAUGGGCCCCACUCAGAGACCGCUGUUUGCUCCCAGCUUCCGGAAUGUUGUCUGCCCACUCUUGAUAUCUUACUUAUUUCUUUUCAUCCAGGCCCUGGAAAGGCGAGGGUGAGGAUUUGUCGCUGGUUUGGGACGAGCGUUUGGUACUUACCGGAUGUAUUCUAAGGCGUUGCGGGGCAAUUGUAUUUCAAAUGUCGUGCCCA
Messenger RNA from Stereum hirsutum FP-91666 SS1, 1265 nucleotides. RefSeq lists its product as uncharacterized. Bases 67 to 960 code for a protein of 297 amino acids. The record is from RefSeq and is a predicted model, not a curated record. The transcript is spliced from 6 exons. Lineage: Eukaryota; Fungi; Basidiomycota; Agaricomycetes; Russulales; Stereaceae.